This is a messenger RNA of Aptenodytes forsteri (emperor penguin), 3199 nucleotides long. It is a transcript of the gene DPF3, whose product is annotated as double PHD fingers 3. The record is from RefSeq and is a predicted model, not a curated record. The transcript is spliced from 12 exons. Bases 8 to 1183 code for a protein of 391 amino acids. Gene Ontology annotation, cellular component: nBAF complex. NCBI's taxonomy places the organism in Eukaryota, Metazoa, Chordata, Aves, Sphenisciformes, Spheniscidae. Gene Ontology annotation, biological process: nervous system development.
UAGCAAAAUGGCGACUGUCAUUCACAACCCCCUGAAAGCACUUGGGGACCAGUUCUACAAAGAAGCAAUUGAGCACUGUCGCAGCUACAACUCUCGGCUGUGUGCUGAGCGAAGCGUCCGCCUUCCCUUCCUGGAUUCGCAAACUGGGGUAGCUCAGAACAACUGCUACAUCUGGAUGGAGAAGAGGCACAGGGGACCAGGCCUGGCCCCAGGUCAGCUGUACACGUAUCCAGCACGUUGCUGGCGCAAAAAGAGGCGUUUGCAUCCCCCUGAGGAUUCCAGGCUGAAGCUGCUGGAAAUUAAACCUGAAGUUGAUCUGCCUCUGAAAAAAGAUGGGUUCACAUCAGAAAGUACAACUCUGGAAGCCUUGCUGCGUGGCGAGGGAAUAGAGAAAAAACCGGACACUAAAGAGGAAGACACUAUACAAGAAAUCCAGAGGGUUUUAGAAAAUGAUGAAAAUGCAGAUGAAGUGAAUGAGGAAGAGGAUUUGGAAGAAGAUAUUCCAAAACGAAAGAACAGGCCUAGAGGACGGCCAAAGACCCCCACCUGGAAAAAAAUUUUCCAGAAAAAUGCUCGGGGAUCUGGAGGUGGCAGGAGACGGAAUGAUGCUGCCUCCCAGGAUGAUCACGACAAACCCUAUGUUUGUGACAUCUGUGGCAAGCGCUACAAGAACAGGCCUGGGCUGAGCUACCACUAUGCUCACACCCACCUCGCCAGCGAAGAGGGUGAUGAAGCCCGCGAGCAGGAGACCCGCUCUUCCCCUGUCCACAGAAAUGAAAACCACAAACCCCAGAAAGGACCAGAUGGGGUCAUCAUUCCCAAUAACUACUGUGACUUCUGCCUCGGAGGCUCCAAUAUGAACAAAAAAAGUGGCCGGCCUGAGGAACUUGUAUCGUGCUCAGACUGUGGGCGCUCUGGACACCCGACCUGCCUGCAGUUCACCACAAACAUGACAGAGGCGGUUAAAACCUAUCAGUGGCAGUGCAUUGAGUGCAAAUCUUGCAGCCUUUGUGGGACCUCUGAGAACGAUGACCAGCUGCUCUUCUGUGAUGACUGUGACCGUGGCUAUCAUAUGUAUUGCUUGAAUCCACCAGUCUUUGAGCCCCCAGAAGGGAGCUGGAGCUGUCAUUUGUGCCGGGAGCUGCUCAGAGAAAGAGCAUCAGCUUUUGGCUUCCAGGCCUGAGGAGCUCCAGCAGUCAAGAAACACUUUGGUCCUGGUGUUGCCAUACCAGCACACAGUUCCCAUCCAGAACACAAAGACACAACCCACAUCAAAAUGAACAGACACUCAAAUACAGGAAGAGGUAUCUGUGGUAUUCACUGUUACUAAUGCUGUGCCUCCUGGGCUCUACUAGAAGGAUCAUGUACUUUCCCGAUGCUCCGGAUGAAAUCUCUUCACUGCUAUGCAUGGUUGCUGCUUACCGUUACGGGCUCACAUGCAUUCUAGAAGGGGGAGGGUUGUUAUAUCGACAUGGAGAAGUCAAUUUUGUGUGGCCUUGUGCUUUCUGUUUAGUCUUCUUUUUAAAGAAGAAGUAAUAAGAUCUCUCCCAAGCAAUUAUUGGUGAGUACUACUUUGGCUGGGAGCAGCACCAGUUGUUUCUCUUCACAGGCUUGACUGGAAAUCUCUUUACUGCAACCACUUUGUAUUCGCAGGGGGCUUUGAGAGUUGCAUUAGUUCAAGACUUCUCAGGUCAUGAACAACACAUUGUCGCUGAGAGAAGCACUGAUCAAAAAUUUUUGGGGUGACACUUCAUCCCUUGGAUCAAAUGCUUUGGUUUGGCAGAUCUUUAGAAGUCUAGUUUUAGUAUCUGAAGGAAGAACAGUACCAGUAUGUACACACAGAGAUGCUUAGAAAAGCCUACCGUCUUUGGUAUUUCAGGAUAUUCAGGCACACUGUCCCACUGCAGUGCCAGCAUCCAGUCCAGACUCAUAAUUUUAUUUUUGUUCAGAAAAUUGUGAAUGGUUGUGUAUGUAACUGACUUGCUGUUUAGCUCAGAAAACUGAACAAAAGAAAAACAUCAUCUUAAGUUGAUUGUAGAAAAUAAAACUGUCAGUUUUCUGAGCAAUCUAAAGUAAGCUGCAAAAAGGAACAACUUUGGCUUAGGGACAAAUGAAGCACUUUUGAUUAAUUUUUUGAAAUUUCUAAACUAAAAUGUUCUGCAAUUGAAAGUUCCAUUUUAUUCAGGGAAUUGCCUAAUCAGGAAUUCCAGCAUUUCCAAAGUGUUACUGUUUUUUAUCAAAGUAAUUAUCAAGAUCUAGCUGAAUUUUCAACUAACUUUGCCCCCAAAUUAUCUACAACCACAUUUUUGGCAAAUGUGAUAAUUUGGCAAAAAACUUUCCCCAGCUCUAAAGAAGGGAAUAAUUUACUGAACCUAAUAUGAAAAGAAGGAUUUUCAUAAUGAAAUUAAAAUUUAAAUAGAAAUAGUUGUACUUCAUUUAAACAAACCUCUACAUGUGAAAUGGAGAAACAUUAAGCAAGAGCAUCAAUUGAAAAAAUAUUAUUACAGUUGAGUCUCUUUGAAUAAUUUAAGACAUCACUAGGAGGACAAGUGAGUACAUUAAAGAAUUUUUACCAGAUACAUCUUUAAGGUUAAAAACCUGCAACUCCCCGAACUGUUGAAUAGCCCAGAAUGACCAUUUUCUUGAGUAUGAUGUAUAUUACUUUCUAUGCAUAGAUUUAAGUGGUUUUAUAAUAUAAAUUUAGCAGAGUCCCAAGCAGCAUGUGACUCAGGUUGCUUGUACAAGUAGGUAAGGACACUGAAGAUUAUAUUUGGCAUAUUUAUAUUGGUUGAAACUUGUCCGCAAAAUUAAAUGUCCCCGAACACUUGAACGGAUGUUGUGAAAGACUAUCAGUGAGCUAAUUUUUCUUCCUUCUCCUGCUGAUUACACUUAGUUAGCAUGAGUUAUACUGACCUAAUGCACUUUCCCUCAUUAUUUAGAUACUUUCUUCACCUUCUGCGUUUUGUUCAGCUUGCACCCUGAACGUAGCCAUGUCAGCUGCUAGAUUCUCCCAUGUACUGUUGCAGCCUCUUCUCAGGCUGCAGCAGGAGUAUUUUAACCUGUUAGAAAAAGGCUUUAUUAAGUUUUAGAAAGUAUUUAUCCUAGUCGUAUUGGACCAAAUCUCUUCCAGAGCAGCUGCACCAGCUGCCUGUGAAAUUCAUUCAAUAUCUUAGGCUUUCCAUGUGACGGCCCCGGAGAU